GGUGGACAGCGUCGAAACUCUCAGCACAUUUCAUCGAGGGCUUGUUGUCGACGGGGACGGAGGCGACGGAGAAAGUUGGGAGAUUUCACGCCGCCAUACCAGGCUCGGGGAAAGUUGGGAAGAAAGUAAACCGAGUGGACAAAAGUCGGAGUCUGUGGGAAAGGAAAUGUGUCGACGGUGGCGGACUUGAAAGCCACUUUGAGGCGCGAAGGGGAGACAAACAUGCGAGCCUCCUUGCUGCUGCUGCUUGUACUGUGGAGGACUUCAGUGGGCCAGUACUCCAGCGACCAGUGCAGCUGGAAGGGCAGCGGGCUGACUCACGAGGGCCACACCCGGGACGUGGAGCAGGUGUACCUGCGCUGCUCGCAAGGUUCUCUAGAGUGGCUCUACCCUACCGGCGCCAUCAUCGUCAACCUGCGGCCGAACACGCUCUCCCCUGCUAGCGCCCGCCUCACAGUCUGCAUCAAGCCCAGCGCCGACUCCAGCGCCACUAACAUUUAUUUGGACCUCAAUGGGCGGCUACGACUGCUGCUUCGCGAGCAGGACCAGGCCAGCAGUAAAGUGCACUGCUUUGGCAUACAAGAGGGGGCGCUGUUUAUCGAGGCCGUCCCACGCACGGAUAUCAGCCGGCGGGUUACGGCGUUCCAGUACGAGCUAACGAGCAACAUGCACGGAGUGGAAGAGCCCUCGCUGGCAGCUCCAUGUCAGCCUUGCAGUGAUGCUGAGGUUCUUCUAGCCGUGUGCACCAAAGACUUUGUGGUGCGGGGCAGCAUCCAGCAGGUGGAGCAGGAAGAGGAGCGCUCGUCCGUCAGCGUGGACAUCAGCCGCCUCUACAGACAGAAGACCCAGGUCUUUGUCCCGGGGGGUCCCAGGGUACGCAGGUGGUCGGGACACAUCAAGAUGCCCCUGCAAUGCGGCGUCGAGCCCCGGGAGGGCCAGUUCCUCUUCACAGGGACGGUGCGCUUCGGGGAGGCGUGGAUGGGCUGCGCACCGCGAUACAAGGACUUCCUGCGCCUGUACAGACAGGCGCUGAGUCAGGGGAGCAACCCUUGUCACCUGGACACGGACUGAGUGGUACCCGUGGUGACCAGGACGACCCCUUGUCACCGGGACACGGACUGAGUGGUCCCCGUGGUGACCAGGAUAACCCCUUGUCACCUGGACACGGACUGAGUAUGGACUUGUUUGGAGCCAGAGGUCUCCAUGGUGACCAAGACUACCCCUUAUCACCUGGACACAGACUGAGUGGUCUCCAUGGCGACCAGGAUGACCCCUUAUCACCUUGACACGGACUGAGUGGUCUCCAUGGCGACCAGGACGACCCCUUGUCACCUGGACACGGACUGAGUGGUCCCCAUGGUGACCAGGAUGAACUCCUUGUCACCUGGACACAGACUGAGUGGUCUCCAUGGCGACCAGGAUGACCCCUUAUCACCUUGACACGGACUGAGUGGUCUCCAUGGCGACCAGGACGACCCCUUAUCACCUUGACACGGACUGAGUGGUCCCCAUGGCGACCAGGACGACCCCUUGUCACCUGGACACGGACUGAGUAUGGACUUGUUUGGAGCCAGAGGUCUCCAUGGUGACCAAGACUACCCCUUAUCACCUGGACACAGACUGAGUGGUCUCCAUGGCGACCAGGAUGACCCCUUAUCACCUUGACACGGACUGAGUGGUCUCCAUGGCGACCAGGACGACCCCUUGUCACCUGGACACGGACUGAGUGGUCCCCAUGGUGACCAGGAUGAACUCCUUGUCACCUGGACACAGACUGAGUGGUCUCCAUGGCGACCAGGAUGACCCCUUAUCACCUGGACACAGACUGAGUGGUCUCCAUGGCGACCAGGAUGACCCCUUAUCACCUUGACACGGACUGAGUGGUCUCCAUGGCGACCAGGACGACCCCUUGUCACCUGGACACGGACUGAGUGGUCCCCAUGGUGACCAGGAUGAACUCCUUGUCACCUGGAUACAGACUGAGUGGUCUCCAUGGUGACCAAGGCGACCCUUGUCACCUGGACACAGACUGAGUGGUCCCCAUGGUGACCAGGACAAACCCCUUGUCACCUGGACACGGACUGAGUGGUCUCCAUGGCGACCAGGAUACGCCUUGUCACCUAGACACAGACUGAGUAUGGACUUGUUUGGAGCCAGAGGUCUCCGUGGUGACCAAGACAACCCCUUAUCACCUGGACACAGACUGAGUGGUCUCCAUGGUGACCAAGACAACCCCUUGUCACCUGGACACAGACUGAGUGGUCUCCAUGGUGACCAGGAUGAACCCCUUGUCACCUGGACACAGACUGAGUGGUCUCCAUGGUGACCAAGGCGACCCCUUGUCACCUGGACACAGACUGAGUGGUCUCCAUGGUGACCAAGACGAACCCCUUGUCACCUGGACACAGACUGAGUGGUCUCCAUGGUGACCAAGACAAACCCCUUGUCACCUGGACACAGACUGAGUAUAUACUUGUUUGGAGCCAGCGGUCUCCAUGGUGACCAAGACAACCCCUUGUCACCUGGACACAGACUGAGUGGUCUCCAUGGUGACCAAGGCAACCCCUUGUCACCUGGACACAAACUGAGUAUGGACUUGUUUGAAGCCAGAGGUCUCCAUGGUAACCAAGACAACCCCUUGUCACCUGGACACUGACUGAGUGGUCGCCAUGGUGACCAAGGCGACCACUUGUCACCUGGACACAGACUGAGUAUAUACUUGUUUGGAGCCAGUGGUCUCCAUGGUGACCAAGACAACCCCUUGUCACCUGGACACAGACUGAGUGGUCUCCAUGGUGACCAAGACGAACCCCUUGUCACCUGGACACAGACUGAGUGGUCUCCAUGGUGACCAAGACAACCCCUUGUCACCUGGACACAGACUGAGUGGUCUCCAUGGUGACCAAGACAACCCCUUGUCACCUGGACACAGACUGUGUGGUCUCCAUGGUGACCAAGACGAACCCCUUGUCACCUGGACACAGACUGAGUAUAUACUUGUUUGGAGCCAGCGGUCUCCAUGGUGACCAAGACAACCCCUUGUCACCUGGACACAGACUGAGUGGUCUCCAUGGUGACCAAGACAACCCCUUGUCACCUGGACACGAACUGAGUGGUCUCCAUGGCGACCAAGACGAACCCCUUGUCACCUGGACACUGACUGAGUGGUCUCCAUGGUGACCAAGGCAACCCCUUGUCACCUGGACACAAACUGAGUAUGGACUUGUUUGGAGCCAGAGGUCUCCAUGGUAACCAAGACAACCACUUGUCACCUGGACACAGACUGAGUGGUCUCCAUGGUGACCAAGACAACCCCUUGUCACCUGGAAACUGACUGAGUGGUCGCCAUGGUGACCAAGACAGAUCUAAAUGUAGCAGCCCCCCCUUUCAUGUUUGUGUACAAAAUGAACGUUGUAUAUUUUACUUUGUAAAAAGCUCGAUUUACUGUUUAAUUUGUGUUUGUUUUUUUUUAAUUGUUUUUGUUUAUAAAAAGUCCCGAAUGUGAAAAAGUAUUGAAUUAAAAAAAAAAAGUUGCUUCGACACGA
Messenger RNA from Entelurus aequoreus (snake pipefish), 3545 nucleotides. RefSeq names its product meteorin like, glial cell differentiation regulator a (gene metrnla). NCBI's taxonomy places the organism in Eukaryota, Metazoa, Chordata, Actinopteri, Syngnathiformes, Syngnathidae. Gene Ontology annotation, biological process: energy homeostasis; positive regulation of brown fat cell differentiation. The record is from RefSeq and is a predicted model, not a curated record. Gene Ontology annotation, molecular function: hormone activity. The transcript has 4 exons. The coding region runs from base 223 to 1071 and encodes 282 amino acids.